AUGGCAUUCUCUACGGAGAUUCCUCAUCUCCGCAAGGUGGCGGAUACUCAGCAGCUUGUUGUGAAUGGGAGGCCGUUUCUGUCACUGGCUGCGGAGUUGCAGAACUCGUCUAUGACCUCCGCUGAGUUUAUGGAGCCUAUUUGGCAGAAGCUAGUCGAUACGAAUAUCAAUACUGUACUUGGAUGUGUUACUUGGGAGAAUAUUGAGCCAGUGGAAGACCAGUUCGAUUUUACGGAAUUGGAGAAAGUUAUUCUGGGUGCAAGGAAGCAUGAAUUGCAUCUUGUGCUGUUGUGGUUUGGCUCGUUCAAGAAUGGUAUCUCUACCUACGUUCCACCUUGGGUCAAGACAAACACUCGCCGAUUUCCUCGUGCCAAACUACGCAAAGCUGGCGGUGUCUUGAAAACAGGCGACGUGCUGUCAAUCUUCCACGAAGAAGCAUGCAAGGCCGAUGCAAAGGCAUUCUCGCGCCUGCUGCAGCAUGUCAAGAACAUUGACAGCGAGUACUCGACAGUGAUCAUGGUCCAAGUCGAGAAUGAAACAGGUCUACUAGGCGACUCUCGCGAUGGCUCCGCAGCAGCUGAACAGCGAUUUAACGAGCCGGUCCCGUCCGACCUGCUGUGCUUCCUUGCACAGGACUGGAUUAACCUCCACACCGACCUUCAAGCAAAUCUGAAACAUUUCAAAGCCCAAUCUAGCCCCAGAGGCACAUGGACACAAGUCUUUGGCGAAAGCCCGCAUACAGACGAGCUGUUCAUGGCGUACCAUUAUGCACAGUACCUCAACAAGGUUGCCGCAGCUGGCAAAAAUGAGUACCCGAUUCCACUGUACACGAAUGUUUGGCAGGACUAUGUGGGCCAAGACGGCGACAAUGAGUUCCCUGUCGUUGUUGGUGGCGGCGGUCAUCCAGGUGACUACCCGUCGGGAGGCGGCACUAGCACCGUCCUCGAUGUUUGGCUGAGAUUUGCGCCGUCGUUGGAUUUCAUUGCACCCGAUAUUUACCUGAAUGAGUACGCCAGCUCGUGCCGCAAAUACCGCCACCGCAAUCAGCCGCUGUUCAUCCCGGAGCAACGCCGGGAUGAGUACGGUGCGAGGCGGAUCUGGGUUGCAUAUGGUUCCUUCCAGGCUAUUGGGGUGUCGCCCUUUGGGAUUGAUACUCUAGACCCGGCUACCAACCCGUUCACUAAGCACUAUGGGCUGCUCAAGUCCGUCUCGCAGCUUGUCCUCGAAGCACAGACGCAGCCUGGCUCCUCGGUCGGGUUCUGCUUUGACGAGCUAGCGGCUGAUGGGACCGAUCCCUCUAAGCCGAUCAUCCAACACUGGGGUGGGUAUGAGAUCACUAUCGAGCGCUGCUUUGUCUUCGGAAAGCCUGAGCCGGGCGCAGGAAUGGUUAUCCACCUUGGCGGACCCAAGUUCCUCCUGAUCGGCUGGGGCUUCCAGGUACGGGCAUGCUCCCUGUCACGGACCAGCCGCUUCACGGGAUUCUUACGCUUCGAGGAGAAAAAGGUUGCGGAUCGGGCGACGGGCGAGCUGCGCAAACUGCGGACUUUGAACGGAGAUGAGAGCAGGAGCGGGAUCUUCGCGAUGAUGCCAAACGAAGAUCCGGACUACGGUGGUUUCCCGAUCUGUGUGACCAUUCCGGCUCAUACGAUGAUUGCAGAACUGGAGGUGUACUCGAUUGAGGAGUCCGACGACGUGUAA
Molecule: messenger RNA, 1698 nt
Organism: Penicillium atrosanguineum
Lineage: Eukaryota; Fungi; Ascomycota; Eurotiomycetes; Eurotiales; Aspergillaceae
Product: putative beta-galactosidase
Exons: 2
Coding region: 1-1698 (565 amino acids)
Biological process (GO): carbohydrate metabolic process
Cellular component (GO): beta-galactosidase complex
Molecular function (GO): beta-galactosidase activity
Source: RefSeq, a predicted model, not a curated record